ACAAACUGCUGCGGGUCCAGGAAGUUGAAAGACCACUGCGGUUUGAAAGGGAUAAAACAAGGGUUCUUUAAACCUGCACGAAACGCAUAAACAUAUCAUUAGGGGUUGCUCGUAUCUGGAAAACUUUUUUGGACGCACGGAAGGAAGUUACUGUAGAACGUUUCUUCUUUUAAAUUGAUUCUCACACCUUGCUAUCAAUAUGGACUCCUCUCCUGUCCUUCGUCCGCAAAUUCACAAAAAAAUCUGCAGUGAGUUGAUGAGAACAAAAAAUGAAAAUAACAAAAUGCCUGCGCACCCAAAGCCUUCCAAGCUCUUCUCUGCACAUCACCUUUCCAACCAUAAUAUUGAAAAUCAGGAUCCAGGAAAAUCUGAAUUUGGAAGGAAGGCACCGUUACGACCAGGUAUUAGUAGGAUCCCAGUGCGUGCAAAGUCCCUUCAUCUUCCGACUGCGUCCGACUUCAGUCAGUCUCAUUAUAAGUGGGAGGACAAUCCUCUUACUGGAAAAACUAGGAAGAAAAAGCCUUGCACCAGGCCUGUACCUUUCAACUUUUCUCAGCCCAAGAGCUCAAGACUGGGCCGGGAAAAUCAAAAGCCCUUCACUGUGUCACAAUCAAGAACUGGCACAAAUGCUGAUAACAUUGUAUUCAAUUCUCAUCUUAAAACACAAAAUGUAAUUGCAAAACCUAAUAAACAUCCGGCUGCCUUAAUGUGCAAUAUAGAUUCAAGUAAAGGAACAGGGACAUUUAGAGGAAAGGUGACGGAUAACGCAUUACAGACAUCUGCCACUUUAUUCAAGCCUCAAUCAUCUAUUCCUAAUAACGCUGUGCAUCAGAGCAGAGAGGCUUCUCCUGCUGGGCCUGCUGAUAGUGCAGAGGCCUGUUCAGAUAACAUGAGCCUGCUCAGUCUCAAAGAUCCAUCCAAGACAUCCAAUGCUACACAGAAGUUGAAGCUGACCACGCACAAGGAUUUAUCCAAAAUUUCCACCGACCAAGGGGACAACUUCCAGUUGGAUCAUGCUGCUUUGCUCAGUAUCCUCCGUAAUGAAGGACUAAAUGCCACAGGUCUGGCAUCUACAACGCCAUACUCAAAACCUUAUAACAAUCUGCCCCAGCGAGUGUCUAUCAUGAGUCAACAAAAAGCUGGAUCCAUUUCAGGUCUUAUGAAAUCUGUGCACUUCUCCCCAGACUCCGUUGCCCUGCAAAGUAUCCUGCAGAACAAAGGAGUGAAGGCUGGAGGGCCUGUGGGGGACACACACAGACUCUCUGUCUGUUCAAGCAGGGGCACGCCAAUCCUAAAAGCUCAGAGAGUGCCAGUUAAAAAGAAUCGUGUAGAGGCAACCGAGGGACCAGUAGCACUCAAGACACCUCAGAGGGUCCCCCACUCCACACAUCAGCCCAUGUCUGCUAUGAGAGUGCCAGUUAAAAAGAAUCGUCUAGAGUCAACCGAGGGACCAGUGGUUGUAGGAUGCAAAGAGACUCCGCUACAUUUAAGGCCACCUCAGAGGCCCCCCCGCUCCACACAGCGGCCCAUGUCUGCUAUGUCUCCAUUCUCCAUCACUCCCAGGCGGCAGAGCUGCAAAUCCAACCUUAAGCCGCAUCAGGAGGAGAUUGUGCAAAAACUAUUUGAUGAUAAAGAGGAAAAGCAGUGCACACAUAUGGCUGAUAAAUAUCCUGAGGCACGAGCAAAGCCAUCCCAAACUCAAACCACAACUGCUAAAACGCACUAUGAAGUCAUGGUAGAAGCGAGCAGGGUCAGCACCGACGAGGACGAGGAGGAGCUUGUUCGACCAUUCUUCCAUGCACCGCAGAGAGAGUCCGUCAUUUUUUUCUCAGCUGGCAAAACAUUGCUAAGAGCUCCACGUUUUGAGAAGCAGGAGAGCUUGAUACGUCACGAGGAGCAUGGCCUGGUGCUGCCCGUACAUGAAGAGACAAGGCCUGUGUCAACCUGGCAGAUCAACCCUGCGCAAAGUCUGCACAAAGACUUUGUUGCCCAGAAGACUUCUUCUCCGAGUCCAGCAGUGGCGCUGCUGCGUAAACGUCUUCCUGCUCUAGAGGAGCUUCGUAUGGACGAGGAGGUGGCCUCCUACUCGUCUGUCCAUAAUGCUCCCGGCUUGCACCGCGCCCGGCCCCGCUGUGGGAACCCGCUGGCCUACACACUGCACUUGGAACACUCCUUUACAUUUGUUCCAAUUGGCUUUGAUCUGUUGUCCGGCUGUUCUUCUCCAAACAGCUCUCCGCUGGAGGACAGAUGACUUUGCACUACAAGUACAGUAUUUGUGUUACUGGUAAUAUCCAGAGGGGAUCAGGUCACUCUGGAGUGUUGAUAAUACUUUUUAAAUGGAACUGAUUUUGUUUGUCCCAACACUGUUGUUGUAAGCCUGAAAGUCCCCAAAAAAGUCCAAAGAAGGGUGCAAGUUGAAUUGUGUUAGAAACCUUUAGUUUUUUUAAUCUUUAUGACUGAGCUCGGUAAAUGCUUUCCUAAAAAUAAUAAUAAGUUAAAUGAUGCAUAUUUUACACUGCAGGCACUCUCAAAUAUUUCAAAAGGUAAAUAAAGACAUAAUCAGUGUUAGUGUUUUUGUAUACAGAUAGAUUAGGAUGGCUCAGAGCAUCUCACCAGACGUAUUUGUGUUUCUUUAUGUACAGUGUUUAUAAUAAAUGUAUAUGUUACACUCUGA
Molecule: messenger RNA, 2674 nt
Organism: Eleginops maclovinus (Patagonian blennie)
Lineage: Eukaryota; Metazoa; Chordata; Actinopteri; Perciformes; Eleginopidae
Gene: troap
Product: trophinin associated protein
Exons: 16
Coding region: 200-2251 (683 amino acids)
Source: RefSeq, a predicted model, not a curated record